ACUCCAGAAUUUGUCUGUUCUCUGGAGUGGAAUCCGUCAAGCCUCCAGAGAAGUCUGUGCCUGCUGUGCUGGGCUGUCAGAGGCAACCUCCUCGCUCCAGGAGGUGAUGGGGAUCCCCACGUUCCUAGCCCUCCCGGCUGCCAGGAGUGACCGAGCUGCCUGCACAUCCUGCCAUCCUUUGGGCCACAUGCUACUGUGGACGGCUCUGCUAUUCCUCGCUCCUGUUGCUGGGAAACAUGCAGGUCUCCCAAAGGCUGUGGUGAACAUUCAGCCUGCGUGGAUCAAUGUGCUCAAGGAGGAUUACGUGACGCUGAUGUGUCAGGGGACCAGCUUGUAUGAAGGCAACCUCACCCUGUGGUUCCAUAAUGGGAGCUUCAUCCAGAGCCAGAACCAGUCCAGCUAUAGCUUUAAGGCCAGCAGCAAUGACAGCGGAGACUACAGGUGUCAGAGAGAGCAGACCAGCCUAAGCGACCCUGUGCAUCUGUACGUGACUUCCGACUGGCUCCUGCUCCAGACCCCUAGCCUCGUGUUCCAGGAAGGGGAGCCCAUCGUGCUGAGGUGCCACAGCUGGAGAAACAGUUCUCUGAAUAAGGUCAUAUUCUUCCAGAAUGGAAAAUCCAAGACGUUUUCCCAUCUGCGUUCCAACUUCUGUAUCCCACGAGCAAACCUCAGUCACAGUGGCGAGUACCACUGCACGGGAUUUAUCGGGCAGACGGUGUACUCAUCACAGCCUGUGACCAUCACUGUCCAAGGUCCGGCAAUUCUAUUCAUCUUUCCACCUUGGUAUCAAAUCACUUUCUGCCUGGUGAUGGCGCUCCUUUUUGCAGUGGAUACAGAGCUGUAUUUUUCUGUGCAGAGAGACCUUCAAAGCUCAGCGGGAGACUGGAAGAACUGCAAAGUCAGAUGGAGUCAAGGCCCUCAGGAUGAAUGACCCCUCAUCCCACAGCAUAAGCGCAGUGGCAGCAGCAUCUCUUCAGGCCAUAACUUUCCUCUUCCCCUGGCCCCACCUUGACAGCAACGUGGGCUAAGGAGCCUCCAGGGAAAGAAAAGGCCUGUGAUCUCCAGAGCUAAAAUCCUAAUAGGCCCUACCUUCACUGAUUUCCCUAAGGCCAAGGCACAGUCACAGCCCACCCAGCUCUACAAGGACUCAGAGCAAAUGUGUUUUCACAGAUCCUUGACAGAGGUUCCUCAAAUAUAUGAAAUCUCAGGAAAUCCUGCUUCUACUUUCAAAAUAAAUCCAACAAUCCGACCACUUCUCAGUACUCUACUACUAGCAUCUGGUCCAAGCCACCAUCAUCUCCCUUGAAUUACUGCAGCAGCCUCCUGACUGCUCUCCCUGCACUCACCCAUGACACCUGACAGUCCAUUCUCACCAUAACAGUCAAUGUGUGUUGUAUCUGUCACGUCUUUUCUUGAAGCCAUGCAAUAGCUUCCCUCUUGCAUUUAAAGUAACAGCUAAAGCCUUUGUAAUGUUCUACAAGGCACUACAUUAUCUUGUUCCUCAGUGCUUCUCUAACCUCAUCUACUGCUCUCCCUUUGCUUCCUUGAACUCUUCAAUUAUACUUCUGCUACAGGUUUAUAUGUUAUUUACUGUUUCUGAAAUGUUCAUUCUUACAGAUAUCUACAUCAUGCUUCAUCAUGGUCUUUACUCAAAUAUCAUGUUAUCAGUGAGGUCUCCUUGAUCAUUCGGUAUAACCCCACUCCUCCACCAUCUCCUAAUCCCGCUCUCCUUUAUUUUCCCCAUUGUACUCAUCACCAACUGGAGUACCAUAUGUUCACUUGUUUAAUUGUUUACUGCUGUAUUUUUCCCCUAUUGUAUGUAUCACCAACUGACUACCCCCUCUCCCAUUAAAAUAUGCUCCAGGA
Messenger RNA from Aethalodelphis obliquidens (Pacific white-sided dolphin), 1866 nucleotides. Its product is annotated as low affinity immunoglobulin gamma Fc region receptor II-like. The coding region runs from base 107 to 931 and encodes 274 amino acids. NCBI's taxonomy places the organism in Eukaryota, Metazoa, Chordata, Mammalia, Artiodactyla, Delphinidae. Gene Ontology annotation, cellular component: external side of plasma membrane. The transcript has 5 exons. Gene Ontology annotation, biological process: positive regulation of tumor necrosis factor production; cell surface receptor signaling pathway; antibody-dependent cellular cytotoxicity. The record is from RefSeq and is a predicted model, not a curated record. Gene Ontology annotation, molecular function: IgG receptor activity; IgG binding.